AAUAAAUUAUGACCACAAAUUAUCUUCGAUCAUCACUGACAAGCAGUUCAUCUGGUUUUUAGAGCAGAAUAUAUAUAUAAGGAGCUCUCUUUUCCUCUAUCUAGUCCUCUUUAUAUGAGAGGAGAAAGCUUCAAAGUUCAGCUUCCAUGGGGUCUUUGUCUCCCAAGUUUAGGGUUCUUUGUUUCAUGAUAAUCUCAACAUUACUACUCUCAUUUUUCACUUCAGAUGGGCAUAGAAAUCUAGUAGAUAAAUCUUCUCCAGUAAAAGCUGUGUCAAAGGAAUUACAGAAUGAAGAAGUUUCCUUUGUCCCUUCCAGAAUGCUUACAGUGAGGACCAAUGACUAUCAAAGCUAUGAUCCUUCUCCAGCCUUUGUGAAACCUCCUUACAAGCUUAUACCAAACUAGUGCUACUACUAUAUCCUUUACUAUACUGAGUGUCUUAUAAUAUGAUAUAUGUACAGGCUUCUUAUAGAUACAAUUGUGUUGUUUUAAAGUCAAAACAUGAUGGCUUAGCUUAGCUUUGCUCAAGUAACACUACAGGAAUAUCGUCCAAUACCGGCGGUAACUUUUGGACAGUCGCUACCAGCAGUAAAACCGCCGGUAUUUCCGGCGGUAAAACCGCCAGAUAGCCGCCGAUUAUUACCAGUGGCAAAUAAAAUAAUUGGCGGUUUUAUCAAAUGACUGUCGAUAUUCAGUGAAAUUCUUGUAGUGUGCACUUUGUAGCUAAUAUAAGAAUAAUGUUAUGCAUGGUGCUUUGUAUAUGUAGAUGUAAAUAGUGAGCUAUGGUUUUAGUAUUUGUUACAUUAAAUAUAUUCAAUGAUUUUGGGA
Molecule: messenger RNA, 827 nt
Organism: Dendrobium catenatum
Lineage: Eukaryota; Viridiplantae; Streptophyta; Magnoliopsida; Asparagales; Orchidaceae
Exons: 3
Coding region: 147-404 (85 amino acids)
Source: RefSeq, a predicted model, not a curated record